CGCCCCACCCUCCCUGCCAUCCCUGCCAAGCGCCACCUACCGCGCGCCUCCGCACGCCCCCUCAACGCCACCCCCGGCCGCUGCCCCCACCUCCCUCAACGGCAGACGCACCACCGUCCCCACCUUCCUCCACGUCAGAUGCGCCGCCGCCCCCACCUCCCUCCAUGGCGGACGCUCCGCCACCCCCACAUCCCUCCCCGGCGGCGAGCCACCGCACCCACCUCCUCCCGCUCGGCAGAACACGCCGCCGCCCCCACAUCACACACCGCCUCUCCAACCAUCUUCCCGCGCGCCACCGGAUCUCGCCGCCACACUUCCGCCAUGGUCACGCUCGCUCUGAGCCCCAACUGCCACUGCCGCUGCAGUCCUGGGCCACCGUCUACCGCAGUCCCCAGCUUGCUGCCGCCGAAGGAGCGGUCAACCCAGCAACGCUUCUCUGUGGUAACGUGUGCAUGAUUAGUCUGAAUGCUUGCAUGUGAAGUGCCAACAAAGAUAUAUAGCAACAGCCGGUCGAGUCAAAUGAGGCUUGGUGGAGUGAGAAAUAAAGCUAAUCACAAGCAAAAGUGAAUGACAGAGAUGGUGUGCUGAAUGGAGCCUAAACCUGCUGAUGGAAAGAUAUAUAGCAACUAUUCUUUACACGUUCUACUGAUACGAGACGUGUGUGUCUACGGAUUUGAGGGAUUUGCAAUAAAAUUCCAAUUUUUGUCCUUCUACGUCCAUGAGCUAAUUUCUGGGUGUGCUGCUUGUGUGAUGUGAUGUACCGUAUGCUGUAUAGAUUUUUAUGAAGUUCCUCUUGUGAACCGAACUAAGUUAGAUUGCAGCUGCUUUGAAUUUGCC
Messenger RNA from Triticum aestivum (bread wheat), 837 nucleotides. RefSeq lists its product as uncharacterized. The coding region runs from base 165 to 479 and encodes 104 amino acids. The record is from RefSeq and is a predicted model, not a curated record. Lineage: Eukaryota; Viridiplantae; Streptophyta; Magnoliopsida; Poales; Poaceae. The transcript has 2 exons.